UGAACAAAACAAAACAAUAUCUCGCAAAUAUACAUAAAAUCACUCAUAGCUCUAAAGGGGUCCAAGAGCUGAGAAGAAUGCAGUACUGAAAUUAAAGGGGAUGGAAGUGUUGAGAAACCUCCCUGUCAGCUGAUUGUGUAUGCUGUUAAAACAUGUGAAGGAAACAGAGAAGCUCAGUCGUUGCCUCCACUCACACCAAUCAAACCACGAAACGAGACAAAGGCAGAGGGUUCGAGACUGAGCAAACGGUGAAAUGGGGAACUCUGAGGACAAUAUGGAUAUUUUUGAUGGCGAUUUCUAUGAUUAUGAAAAUUCUGAUUACAACUACACUGAAAUAAGCAAUUUUACCAUAACUGACCAGAAAUCUAUCCAACACAAAUCAUCUUGUGUGACAGAAGGCGUGUGCAUGUUUGUCACUGUAAUCUUCGUGAUCAUUUUCCUGCUGGGCUUUUUUGGGAACUUGCUGGUCAUCUGGAUCUCCGGCUUUAAGAUGAGGAAGACGGUGAACACCACCUGGUACCUGAGCCUUGCCAUCUCUGACUUUCUCUUCUGUGCCUUCCUGCCACUAAACAUCACGAACAUGGUGAUGGAAGAGUGGAUCUUCGGUCUCUUCAUGUGCAAGAUUGCCUCUGGAAUAAUGAUCAUCAACAUGUUCAGCAGCAUCUUCCUCCUCGUGGUUAUCAGUGUGGACCGCUGUGUGUCCGUCGUGUUUCCUGUUUGGGCCCAGAACCACCGCUCUGUUCAAAAGGCAUCAGCUGUGGUCGUUUUUGCUUGGCUUCUCGCCAUCGGGAUCAGCAUUCCCUCUAUGAUCUAUCGGAAUAUCCGUGUCGAGAAUGAAAACAGGUACAUUUGCUAUAAUAAUUACUCAUCAGGACCGCACAUUCACAAGACUGUAGCUUUAGUCCGCUUUGUAGCCGGCUUUGUGGUUCCUUUCGCCGUGAUCAUCAUCUGUUACUCCAUCAUCAUCCACAAGCUUCAAAACAACAGGAUGGCAAAAUCCUCCAAACCCUUUAAAGUAAUGACCGCGCUCAUUGUUGCGUUUUUCGUCUGCUGGCUGCCCUACCACGUCUUUGCCCUACUUGAGCUGGACCACCACAGGUUUCACCACUCUACGUUAACCAACGGAAUCCGAUUUGGCACGAUUCUAGCAUCUAUAAACAGUUUCCUCAACCCAUUGCUGUAUGUCUUCAUGGGAAAUGACUUCAAGCAGAAGUUCAGGAGCUCUGUGUUCUCAAAGAUGGAGAAUGCAAUGGCCGACGAUGGCCGCACCACCAGUCGGUACCUGUCCAGGUCCAGCUCCAUGGAUGGCAGAGCUUCUACACACAUUUAGAGGCCUUGAAGGGACCUUAAAACCGAUUACUUGGUGGGCUUAUAUCCAACAAACACAGUUUUUGUAUUUACAGGGCUGUAUGUUUCCUGAAUCACAUAUAGAAAUAUAGUCUGUAUAUAGUUACAGCAAAAAUUAUAAUAUUACGUGAUACACAUAUCAUUGUUUUAAUUGUUAAAUAAGGGUUUACUGUACAAGAUUUAUAAAAAUCUAUUAUAUUUUCAUACAAAUGCAAAUAGUGCACUUUGACCAGAGCUAAAAGCUUGUAUACUAACCUUCACACAAGCUCUGAAUCAUCAACUCAACCAAACGUUUGCUAUUUGUCGGCUUGGCAAAGAUCUUUGUUAUUUUUUUCGUUCAACACAUUAAAGUGAAUAAUGAGGUGAAGACUUUCUUGAUUGGGUUGAUUCGAUUGUUCAAUUUAUUAUGUAACAGAACGUUAAUGAUCAGAACAAUAUCAAAAAAAUAAAUAAAAUAAAAAUAAAGAAAUAUAUAUAUAUAUAUAU
Fundulus heteroclitus (mummichog) is the source of this 1833-nucleotide messenger RNA. Its product is annotated as chemokine-like receptor 1. Bases 254 to 1330 code for a protein of 358 amino acids. Gene Ontology annotation, biological process: complement receptor mediated signaling pathway; phospholipase C-activating G protein-coupled receptor signaling pathway; positive regulation of macrophage chemotaxis. Gene Ontology annotation, cellular component: plasma membrane. Gene Ontology annotation, molecular function: complement receptor activity; G protein-coupled receptor activity. The transcript is spliced from 2 exons. The record is from RefSeq and is a predicted model, not a curated record. Lineage: Eukaryota; Metazoa; Chordata; Actinopteri; Cyprinodontiformes; Fundulidae.